CCGAUUAAUGAUAGCUCUCCGGCAUUUCCGUACUUUAGCCAGCAAACCAUCCCCUACUACUCCUACCUUCUUGCUGGAGCUCUCCUACUAGUACCUUCUUGCUGGAGCUAGACUUGCCCGAUCAUGGAAGAAACCAUCUUCAGUUCCACGCACACAAGUUUGGUUGCCGAUGCUAGGAUUGCUGUAGUCACCGGCGGGAACAAGGGGAUCGGGCUGGAGGUGUGCCGGCAGCUGGCCGGCAACGGCGCCACCGUCGUUUUGACAGCCAGGGACGAGGCGAAGGGCGCGGCGGCCGUCGAGAAGCUCCACGGGCUGGGGCUCUCCAGUGUCAUCUUCCACCAGCUGGAUGUCACGGACGCUUCCAGCAUCGCCAGAUUAGCCGAAUUCUUGGAGUCCCGCUUUGGGAGGCUGGACAUCCUGGUGAAUAAUGCCGCCGUUGGUGGGAUUGUGCCCGUUGACGAUCCAUCUUUUGGUCUGCUGCCCACUGAAGAAAAGUUCAGCGGCAUGGAUGGGCAUCAGAGAAUUGAAUGGAUGUGGAAGAACUGCCGACAGACGUACGACGCUGCAAAGGCCGGCCUGAAGACGAACUACUAUGGCACGAAGAAUGUCACUGAAGCACUCCUCCCUCUCCUGCAAUCCUCCUCCGAUGGAAGAAUCGUUAACGUCGCAUCAAGCUUCGGGCUGCUAAGAUUCUUCACAAACGAGGAGCUGAAGCGAGAGCUGAACGACGCCGACAGCCUCAGCGAGGAGAGGCUGGACGAGCUGCUGGGCAUGUUCGUGAGAGACUUCGAGGCCGGCGCAGUGGCGGAGCGCGGGUGGCCGACGGAGUUCUCGGCGUACAAGGUGGCCAAGGCGGCGAUGAGCGCGUACGCGAGGAUCCUGGCCAGGAAGCGCCCCGCGCUGCGCGUGAACUGCGUGGACCCAGGGUACGUGAAGACCGACCUGACCAGGAACUCGGGCCUCCUGACGCCCGAGGAAGGCGCGAGCAGGGUGGUGGCGGUGGCGCUGCUGCCGGCCGGCGGGCCGACGGGCGCGCUGUUCGACGGCGGCAAGGAGGCGUCCUUCGUGUGAGUGUGUGUGACGUGUACACGGUUCCGCUGCCGGUGGGCCCACCACGUCUGUAUGCUCUCUGGACUCUGGAACCGUGUUUCCUGGUGGGCUGUGCGAUGAACACUUUUUUUUUUUGAUCAAAGGGCAAACGCCCUCCAUUUCCAUUAGGAUGAACACAUGUGAUCGCUAAUUUGCUGUUUUUAUUAUCACUUGUAUGGAGUACCUAUUAUUUUCCUGUAGGAUCAUCGAUCAAUUUUAUAGUUAUUUUUUUAAGGGAAAACACUUGAAUAUA
Messenger RNA from Oryza sativa Japonica Group (Japanese rice), 1342 nucleotides. RefSeq names its product salutaridine reductase. Lineage: Eukaryota; Viridiplantae; Streptophyta; Magnoliopsida; Poales; Poaceae. Gene Ontology annotation, cellular component: membrane. The record is from RefSeq and is a predicted model, not a curated record.